UGUCGUGCGCUCCUGUACCUGCUCUCCAUGCGCUACAAUCUCACCUGAAUUGUUUUAGAAAUGGAUUUUCCUCCCUACUACGCUUUCGGUGAUUUUAACGACUCGGUCUCCAUAACUCCUUUCAAUGUAACGUUUACCGAGGAUCCGCUGCGCAAUUUGACCAACAACGCUACAGCCAGGAACACUACAAGUCUCAUCAUCGCUGUCUGUAUCACAGCUCUCUACUCUCUCAUCUGUGUGGGGGGACUGCUUGGAAACGUGCUUGUAAUGUACGGGGUGGUCAGGUACACCAAGAUGAAGACCGCCACCAACAUCUACAUCUUCAACCUGGCUCUCGCUGACGCUCUUGCCACCAGCACCCUCCCCUUCCAGAGCGCCAAGUACCUGAUGAGGACAUGGCCCUUUGGGGAGGUGUUGUGUAAAGUGGUCAUCGCCAUCGACUACUACAACAUGUUCACCAGCAUCUUUACGCUCACCAUGAUGAGCGUGGACCGCUACAUCGCCGUUUGUCAUCCAGUGAGGGCCCUGGACUUCCGCACGCCUGCCAAAGCCAAACUCAUCAACAUCUGCAUCUGGAUCCUCUCCUCAGCCAUCGGAGUCCCUGUGAUGAUCAUGGCUGUUACCGUGGUGAAAGAGGAAGGAAACACUGCCUGCGAACUCAGUUUCCCCAAACCUGAGUCGUACUGGGACACAGUGAUGAAAAUCUGCGUGUUCAUCUUCGCCUUCGUGGUCCCCGUCCUGGUCAUCACCGUCUGCUACGGUCUGAUGAUCCUGCGGCUCAAGAGUGUCCGUCUGCUCUCCGGCUCCAAAGAGAAGGAUAGAAACCUGCGACGGAUCACCCGCAUGGUCCUGGUGAUCGUGGGGGCCUUCAUCAUCUGCUGGACUCCCAUCCACAUCUUCAUCAUUCUCAUGACUAUGGUGCAUAUCGACCGCAAGAACCUCCUGGUGAUGGCCAGCUGGCAUCUGUGCAUCGCGCUGGGCUACACCAACAGCAGUCUCAACCCUGUGCUGUACGCCUUCUUGGAUGAGAACUUCAAAAGGUGCUUCAGGGAUUUCUGCCUGCCCUAUCGCUCCCGCCUGGAGCAGAACAGCUUCUCCAGAGCGCGCAAUAGCAAAAAGGAGCCCGUGUCUGUUUGUGCUCCUGCGACAACACAGAGACAAACGGCCUGACUAGGCAUGGAUCAGUUGGGGGGAAGAACAGAUCAGGGGGACCUCCAGACCGAGGUCACACAGUUCUCCAGCACAGGAGUCUGAGUCUGCAGAUGUCUCCUUUUGUCCUGCCAUUUAUGUAAAUUAUCGAUUGUGUUUUUGGUCUCAUAUAAUGAAACUUAUGAGACACAAUUCUUUAACAAACAUGCCUGUGUGUGCCUGUGCAUAAGGAAAUGGAAUACAGAUGUUCAUCCUUGGAGUGUACAAAGCACAUGCAUAAUGCAAACACACAUACAGUGCAGUCGCAAAGUAUUGGGAUAGUGAUGUGUUUUUCAUUGUUUUGGCUCUGCACAACAAAAAAAAAAUAGGAGGUUAAAGUGCUGACUCUAAGCUUUGUUUGUAGGUCUUCACAUCCAUAUUAGGUGAACAAUGUAGGACUCUAAACACACAGACAGGGCCACUAAGAGGAGUCUUUUUAUGGCCGAGCAGUGGCAGAUGUAUGAUUGGGCGAGUCAGGCAUGUGACCUCAAUCCAACAGAUAAUGUGUUUCACUUGAUGAAGAACAGACUGACUAUGUAAAUCAAAGUACAACGUAAGGUCCCGUGUAACAGAAAGAAGUGACGACGGCUGCAGUACAGAGCCGGCAGAGGGUCAACAGGGAAGAUACUGCUGGCUGCUGAUGACUGUGGGUCACAGACUUCAGCCAAUCUGUUAUAUCUGUUAUCUGUCAUAUUCAGCCAAUAUGAUGACUUAAUUCAGAUUAUUGUUAGCUUGUAAAAUUACUUUUUAUCCUUAAAAUUAGGAUAGCAUUUAUAAAAGACUACAAUUUGUUGAUGAAACCUUUAAACCUGAGAUAUCUACUUUCUUAACCGCUAGUGGGCAGAGGGAAUAGCUGUAAAACACAAAAAUCACCUUUGUAUAUGGCUAUGACAAACUUGCCUAUUUACACAUCCAGCAGUUACAGAGCAACAUUAUAAUUCAUUUUAAGUCGUGUUUCUUGCUCUUUAGCUGCUAAAAGCUCACCACCAGUAAUUCGCUAACUGUUUCUGUUUGCUUUUUGGUGUUGUGUACAAUCGUUUUUUGGAGCCUUUCUUCUGAAAACGACACUAUGAGUACAGUGAGACUGAACCAGAAAAAUAAAGUGGGCUCUAAACACCAAAACAAUAAGCUGAAAGAUGCUAUAAUGCUUUGUAGAGCUGAAGGCAACAGCAGAGUCUAGUGAUAAUUAUCUGUGGGUUUGUCAUUAUGAGUGACUCAUUUUACAUUACACAUAAUCAUUUCACCCAUUUUUUAUAUAAAUUGUGCUUUUAUAGCGUCUUUAAAGCUGGGUUUCUGUUUAAUUUCACGUCCAAAUGAGUACAGAGCCAAUGCAAUGAAAAAUGUGUCUCCAUCCUAACACUGUCUAAAUGCAGUUGCAAUGCUGUUUAUCUAGACUGGUAAUAGUAUCGUCACUCAACCUCAUUAGGGUGGUAAUGUGAAUCCAGUAGCGUGAAUGUUUAGUUGAGACUAUAUUAAGACUAAUUUCAUGCUCGUUCUUGUGAUCGAAAGAAGAGAAACCAUUUUUAAAAGACGUGAUUUCAUUCUACAUGACCACAGCACCAUAUUUCAGUGUCAUUGCCCCCCACAUCAGAUACAUCAUGAAAGAUCUUUGUGAAAGAAACCUUUAAUAACUUGAAAAUACGGCCUUCAUGAUUAAGCAGAGAUGACUGACACUUCCCGUGUAUAUUCACCAUGAACAUCAGUGUUCAGCUGACUUUAUUUCUACUACUCAGCUGAAAGUUAACUGAGGAGCUAAAGGCAAACGUGUUACUGCUGUUUUAAUAGUUGUGACUAAAUGACCUCAAACUGGCACGGAGGCAAGUCUGAAUCGGAUCAAACGCAUUAGCAGAGAAGAAGCUUCCUACACAUAUUACAGCUAAUGGAAAAGUUUCCACUGAGGAUCUCUGUGCACUUGCAGGAAGAGAUUAUGACAAUGAGAAGACAUUUGUUUUGCAGAUUUUGGAGAAGAAUCAAACCAAUGCCUCUCAUCUUGCUAAUGCAGCAGUGCAGUUUUGUUUAAAAAGGCUUCUAUAUAUCAAAUGUAAUGAUAAUAUUGUUCUGUCACAGCAUAUUAAAUGAUACAGUGAUUCAUUUUGUUUCAAUGUGCUGUCAAGCUGUUGUACCAUUAAGCUUAAUUUGAAACCAGUUAGUAAAAUCAAAUAUUAAAUGACUAUGUAUUUACACUAAGCGCUAUAAAUGUUAGUUAAAGCUUUCAAAAUCGUCAAAAAGUAAUUAUUUUUCGUAUCGCCUAUCACCAUCACUGAAGAGCAUUUGUAAAUGUUUUCUGUAGUCGGCAAUAUGUUCAGCUGAUUGAAAAUAUGUACCGUAUUGCCUUAUUCAGCAUUAUGUUCUUUUUGCAAAAAGUGAAUUGUUCUGUUGAGAAAAGCAGCAGAUAGAUUAUAUAAAGACAUUAUAUAUAUAUGUCUUUUGGACACAAGUUGUAUCUUGUGUUUUAAUUUGAAAUAUUCUUGUAAAUAACUUUCAGUUUUAUUCCAAUAUUUUGUGUUUUCUGUGGUUGUUAUUACAUAUGUUGUUAACAUUUAUACUCUUUGUAAAUGCCAGUGAGGCCUCAUGGGAAUUAGACAUGGAAUGGAUUAUUGAUCGGGGGGCAAUGUUGUUGACAGGGACAAAUACGACACAUCUAAAGUGCAUAUUUAAAUGAAAGCAUAUUAUGAAAUAAGUCAGGGAUGAUAUGAGGUUUCUGGCCACCAGAUGCAUUGGAGAGUUAUCUAUGUGUACAAUGUAUCAAUACAAAAAAUUAGGUUCUGAUAUUACUAUCGUGGCUUAUUUAUGUGUUUAAAUAGUUUUUGGAUAACAAUCGAGCUCUAUGGCACAGAAUAAUAAGAUAUAUCAGGAUUUAGUAAGAUCAAUUCAUCGUUGUCUUUUUGUCUUUUCACACGAUCUGUUGAUAAUAAGACAAAUACACAGUCACAUCCUUUUAACUGUUGUUAAAGUGACACAGGCACAAAGCCCUGAAUGACAAAUUCACACUAGCACUACAUCAAUGUUUUGGUAUACUCAUCUUGGAGGAAAAAAAAGGAAUGAAAUAAACCACUGAACUAUCUUUUUUUAAAUAAUUCAGAUUCUCAUUAAAUUCGGAUUAUGUACUCUCGACUGCACGGGUCACACUGUUUUAUACUGUCUAUGGUCACACUGUAGCCUAGAAAUCUAGAC
Molecule: messenger RNA, 4362 nt
Organism: Perca fluviatilis (European perch)
Lineage: Eukaryota; Metazoa; Chordata; Actinopteri; Perciformes; Percidae
Gene: oprd1b
Product: opioid receptor, delta 1b
Exons: 3
Coding region: 61-1170 (369 amino acids)
Biological process (GO): neuropeptide signaling pathway; G protein-coupled opioid receptor signaling pathway
Cellular component (GO): membrane; neuron projection
Molecular function (GO): neuropeptide binding; G protein-coupled enkephalin receptor activity
Source: RefSeq, a predicted model, not a curated record